AUGCUUCGCCAACUCGGCUGGAGCGAAGCUCGCAUCAAAGCCUUCCGGAACCGCGAAACGAACCCCAAUCAAUAUUACUACCGUUUUAACGACCCGGGCGAGCCGCAGGCGACUGGAAAAUGGAGCCAGAAGGACAAGGCGCUGUUUCUGAAGCUCAUCGCGCAAAAUGGAGUGGACUAUCGAUGGGGCAUUUUCUCGAUGAAAAUCCCGGGCCGCGUCGGCUAUCAGUGCAGUAAUUUCUAUCGGCAAUUGGUGCGCGACGGCGAGAUCAAAGACGAGAACUACGAGGUGAACAGCGACGGGAAGCUUGUGUUUCGGCUUCGGAACUCGGCGGGGAAGAACAUGGAGAAGAGAAAAAGGGCGGGCACGUCGACGAGCAAAACGCGCAAGCGAGCGAGGCAGGAAAGCUCGAGCGACGAGGAGGCGGAAGAGGAGGAGAAGGGCGAGGUGCUGCCGGUAGGAGAGAGUGGCUGGAGUGAGAGAAAGGACUACAUUGAUCCGAUGACGAUGAUGCCGGUGCAGACGCCUGCGAUUUCGCCGUAUGGACAUGUGAUGGGAUACGAUUCGUGGGUGAAGGUGCUGAAUCGAAACCCGAAGAAUACGUGUCCGUUCACGAAGAAGAAACUGACACGACGCUCCCUUGUAAAGCUAACUUUUGAGAAUAUUGACGAGUAUCGUGAUAAGAUCAUUAAAGUCAACGGUUUUGAUGCCGAGUUUCAUGAAAAAGAAUGAUCUGUUUCUGUUGUUCACGGAUCAAUCCACUCUCGAUUCCAAAUCCAAAUACUUCAUACGAAAACAUUUAUUUAUUGAUUUAUUGAUUUAUUGACUUAUUGAUUUAUU
Molecule: messenger RNA, 840 nt
Organism: Blastocystis hominis
Lineage: Eukaryota; Bigyra; Opalinata; Blastocystidae
Exons: 3
Coding region: 1-732 (243 amino acids)
Source: RefSeq, a predicted model, not a curated record